This is a messenger RNA of Aureobasidium melanogenum CBS 110374, 828 nucleotides long. RefSeq lists its product as uncharacterized. Lineage: Eukaryota; Fungi; Ascomycota; Dothideomycetes; Dothideales; Saccotheciaceae. The annotation marks the transcript as partial. The record is from RefSeq and is a predicted model, not a curated record. The transcript is spliced from 2 exons.
AUGCUGUCGUUGAGUGUACCUCAUGAGAGUAUCACUAUCGUAGCGGCAAUUUGCGUGUCGCUAGCGACCGCCUCGGUACUUCUGAGGCUAUGGGUACGGUCGCACUUCCUGACCAGCGGUCUCCAAGCAGACGACUGGACAAUCCUCGUCGCCGCUAUACUCUUCAUCGGAUUCUGCAUCAUCGCUUUCAUCCUUGCCAAUGCGGAAGCCGCCAACCCCGUCUUCUCUGCUGAGACUGGCGAACCCGUCAUACUCACGCUCCUGUGUGGUGAAGUCGUCUUCCAAGCCACCUGCCUGGUCUUCAAGCUCUCCCUCACAAUCUUCUUCCGCAAAUUCCUCAUUGAAGAAUGGCAACGAUGGCUUGUGUUGGGCUGCGGCUUCUUCUACUGCAAUACCUGCGUCAUUGGGAUCUUCAUUGCGCUCUUCCAGUGUGGUCUGCCUACGAAUCUUGUACACAAGCACUUAGCAGGCCAGUGUAUCAAAGAGGAAGCAUUCACUGCGUUGUUGUAUGUCCACGGCAUUCUAUCGGCAGCAACAGAUUGGGUCUUCGCUCUAUUGCCCACCAUAACACUAUACCGCUCCAACCUCAGUCGCGGGGCAAAAAUCUCCUCGUCUUGUCUUAUGCUGCUCGCUUGCGGUGGUUCCAUCGCCGCUAUCGUGCGCACAGUUACCACUGGCACAUACAUCAUUCGCAACAAGUACUUCGACCCAAAUUUGAAGCCCAACUACUAUUCAAUCUCGGCACCCAUGAUCAAUCUUACUGUCAUUGAAGUAGGGUUGGGUAUCACUGCUGUCUCACUGGCAUGCUUACGACCACUGAUGAGACGC